AUGGCAGAUUAUACAGGAAGCGACGACUACAAUCUCCAGGAGGCGUGGGACACGGUGUGUCGGUCCUUCGCCAAAACAACCAAUGUGGAUCUCACUACAGCCCCGAAGUACACCAUCGAUGAGGUGCUUAAUCAAAUCCGGCAAAAGCAGGAUAACGACGAGGAGCGAAAUGUUAAAUACAAAGUCGCCAAGGAUGUCAUCAGCAAGACUUUGAAAUGCAUUGAAGUUCUUGGUGGGAUUGCCGUCCAGGGGGCAAGUAUGGUGUUCGGCGGCCCAAGCACUCUAUGUUUCAAUGCUGUGUCAUAUCUUAUCGAAACUGGGGCAAAAUUCAAGGGAAUUUUCAGCAGUAUUGCAGAGCUGUUUAAACGCAUCUCAGACGUUCUGGAACGAUGCAAGAUCUAUCUCCGCAUGCCGCAUGAGGCUGUGGAUAUUUCCUUACGACGGAUAAUCAAUGAUGAGCUGUUGUGUUUUGUCGAUAUCUGUGCGCUAUCGAUGAAAGUUUUAAAGGGACACAAAAUUUUGAUUGCACUCAAGGUCUUCGCCUUCAACAGUGACGAGGGGGUUGGUGGGCAGUUGGCUCGCCUGGCUGGGCUCGUCGAGCGGGAGUCACAAAUGCGAGGGACUCUGGGAUUUGAAUCGCAGAAGAACAGUGAGAGGAACAUCGUGGAGACGAGAGACGGGACGAAGAAGAUCAAUGCGGGCGUCGACAAAUUACUAGAGCUUCAGCAGAAAAACGAGGAGGGGAUUAAGGGGAAUAAACAACUUCAGGAGGUCGACAUCUAUCUUGACAGUCCCAGCGAGCGCUUUGCCAAGAUGCGAGAGAGGUACAGGGACCUUCGCAGCAAAAAAGUCGAUGGAAGCGGACAAUGGCUCCGCAACGAUCCGGUGUACACAGGAUGGGCGAGUUGUGAGAAUGAGUCUCCAUUAGAUGUGCUCUGCAUAUCCGGAGGCGAAGGAUACGGUAAAACCUAUCUAUUCACUACGAUCAUUCGGGAUCUGCAGGAGAGGGUUUCAAAUGUGACGGACAGCUUGAGUCGCACGUCGAUCGGCUAUUAUUUUUUCGAGCAAGGAAGUCCCACUCGAGGAGCUGCUCAGUCCGCGGCGAAUGACGCCUCAUCUUUAAUCAAAGCAUUGAAGACCGUGGCAUAUCAAUUGGCUAGCCAUGACCCGGUCUAUCGGAAGGAACUUGCCGCUUCCGCGAAGUCGAUGGAAGUCAACCAAAUAGCCCAACUGUGGGAUGUUCUCUUCACCAAGUCUUACAAAGGGGACUCAACAUUCUUCAUCCUAUUGGAUGGCGCCGAACAGAUUGUACGGGAAAACCUCAAACAGCUCCUGAAUGUUCUAGCGGACCUCCAGAAGAUAUCAGACACUAGGGGCCGGUUCCAUCUUCGCAUCCUCUUCUCUGCGCGGAACGAAACCGUCGAGCAGAUCACAAACCACCUCAACGAAGGGACCUCUACUAUUGAUGUCGCUUCGAAAAACAAAGACGAUAUCGAAAUGUUCAUUAACGACCGCCUCGGAAGCAUGGAGAUCCUCAGCAGCGGCUCCACCCAGGUUGAAGCACUUAAGAAGGAAAUUCUCGAAGGCCUCUUGAAAGAGGCGCAUGGCGAUUUCGUCAACGUAGGUCUUCUACUCAACCAGAUAGGCGAUAAACAACGUCCCGGAGAAAUACGAGACGUUUUAUCCCGGUCAGGCGAGAAUCGUUCGAACACAAUUGCCCGCGAGAUCGAGAGAUUGAACGAGACCCUGGGUGAAGAUAAUAUUUCAGAUCUCAAUGAGCUCCUAGUCUGGGUUAUGAACGCACGCUGCCCGCUCAUGCUUUGCGAAUUGGAAGCCGUUCUCUAUGUGAAAAAUGGCGAGCUAUCACUUCGCUCGUUGGAGGACGAGAUCAACGGUCGGUUCUCUGCCCUGUUCCGCAUAGACGGAGAGAUAGACCCGAAAACGAAGAACAUGCCCCCGACAGCGACCGUGUCUCUAGUAUCGAACUCGAUAGAGGAGUACUUCCGAGCAAAAUCCGCUAGCGAGGAGGCCGAGGCUGACGACGGCCAGCUUAAAUGGAACACCACCGGGGAUGUCCUCGAGUCGGAGGUCAAAAUUGUCCGGCGAUUCCUAGAUUUGGUCUGCGACCCUAAGCUGUUCAAGAAAUUCGACUUUGAAGCCUUCUUCGAGCGAAAAUUGACCAAAAAGACUGCCCGGCUCGGCGUCGAUACAGACACAGCUCACAUGCGAAUUUUAAUGGCCUGUCUCAAAUCCGUCUCAGAGAAAACAGAUGAAUCUUCUAAGCUGGUAGACUACGCGACGUUUUACUUUGAAGACCAUCUUCGUCUCAUUGAUCUGUCAUUGAUACAGCCACAAAGCAAGGCCAUCGUCGGUCCACAAUUGGUGACAAUGUUUACAGACGAGGAAAUCUUCAAAUCCUGGUGGACUGAGAACCGCCUGUGGAUGCGGGAUACUUGGCUAUACGAGGAUGACCGCGUUGAUGUGGUGUUGAAAUGGCUACAAGACUCCGCUGUCACUAAGAAGCUUCCCGAAAAGGACAUGGCAUGGGUCAAGAGUCUAAGUUCGAAGUCGAAACCUGACGCAGAUCUCCUGGAGCAUAUCGCCAAGUUCAUGGUGCAUAAAUGGCUGCAGAUGAGUGAUUGGAAUAUUGUGGAGUUGUUUUAUUGGGUAAAUGCAUAUUCGAACAAGAUUGAAAAUCGCAAAGAUUCGAAUGUGAAGCGCGAGACCGAAGAUCCGAGACCAAAGAAGAUUCCGGCGUCUCGGAUCUAUGAGGUAGCCGAGUGGGGUCGACAACUCCUUGGACUGGACAGUCUUGGUUAUGAGGAAACACGAAACGUCGCCAGAACGUUGAGAGAGUUUGGGAAGUUGGAUGAUGCGAUCGAAACAUUCAAGCGGGCAGCGUUACUCCAAGAAGAUACCUGGUUCGCCAAAUGGGGUCUUGCGCAGGCUUACAACCUCCAAGGAAAAUUUGCGCUGGCAGUUGAGACUCUAGAAGCAGUUUUGGCGUCUAUCGAAAGUGGAAAAUCUAAACCCGAUGACCCUAGGAACACUCUACAAAGACUUAACCAAGAUCUGGCCUGGUGGCACAAAGAAGCCGGGAAUUUCGAGAAAGCCUUGGACAUUUAUGAAUCCAUCUUGCAGGAACAUCCGGAUGACUAUGAGUCAGCCUUUGGUUUGACCUUAGUUCUACGACACAAAGGGAGCUAUACACAGCUAGUUGAAUUCCUCGAACGCUUGAAAAAGUCCAAAGACGAGGUUACCGGUCUCGAUCGGCGCACAGAAAUCUUCCACCAGUAUUUCUGGAAUGAUGAUUAUCAUGGCACUAUCGCCGCUGCUGGAAAAAUUUUGAACGGCAGCGGUAUCACGACUCUGAAGGAUAGCUAUCGCACUGCUGUCGAUACGGCAGAAGAAAAGGUUCAACUUGCUAAAGACAAGCUAAACCGAGAGGAAGAAACCCGCGCAAAACAAAUGAUGGCCAUGCUAAUGCACUACUGUGCCAAGUUCUUCUACAAUAACUACACAUGUGCUGAGGAAAAGGAGAUGGCGUUGUCCAUGUGGGUGCGGAUUAUCCAGUUAGACGAAACCGAAAUGACCCCAAUCCUAAGGCUUGCAAAGGUGUUUGCCACCCGGGGUCUAUCAAGCCUCUAUUUUGAAAAAGCACUCCAGGCGGGACAAGGUACUGAACUAGCAGCCAAAUACAUCGACGAUCUAGAGCACCUUGCCACUUUGAAAUCGGACGGAAAUCUGACGGAUGAGGUGAAGGAGACAUAUCCGCGGCAGUUACUGGCUCGGUACUAUGCGCUUUGCGGGGAGAUGGAGAAAGCAAAGAACGUGAUCAGGCCCUUUGUCAAAGUCAAUAUAGAUCUUUUGUCGGACGACGAUCCCCGCAACGAUUGGCAGGGAUUUGGAGGCCUAGCGGCGCACUUCAUGUUUGCUGGUCAGGAUGAUAACUCUCUGGCCGCAUGGUCACUCAUCAGACCCAAUGAAGACGAUGAGGAUACGGAUGCUAUCAAAGAGCUGGAAGGUCCUAUUGAUUACCAAUGCGAUGGAAGAUGUGGAACGAUGUGGAGCUACGCAAACGAUAUGUAUAUUUGCCGAGACUGUGCGGAUGUGCAAUUCGAUGAGAGUUGCCUCAGAAAGCUACAAGAGGGAAAUUUGGGGCUUCAGGUGUGCAGCAAGAGCCACGAAUUCUUCCAUGUCCCCAAGUAUGAUGAUGAAAAGGUGAAAAAAAUCGGAAAAGAAAAUGUGAUGGUCGGGCAGGAAGUCAUGGCGGUGGAGGAUUGGAUUCGAAAGAUCAAGCGGGACUGGGGUUUUUCUACCGAAUGA
Molecule: messenger RNA, 4326 nt
Organism: Penicillium lagena
Lineage: Eukaryota; Fungi; Ascomycota; Eurotiomycetes; Eurotiales; Aspergillaceae
Exons: 3
Coding region: 1-4326 (1441 amino acids)
Molecular function (GO): protein binding
Source: RefSeq, a predicted model, not a curated record